Scutellospora calospora is the source of this 786-nucleotide messenger RNA. NCBI's taxonomy places the organism in Eukaryota, Fungi, Glomeromycota, Glomeromycetes, Diversisporales, Gigasporaceae. The record is from the annotation of a GenBank genome assembly.
AUGCGCACAGGAGGACUUUUUCGCAGGAAUACUGUUGUUACCCCUAAACGCGAUGAAGAUUUUGGGGAUUACGCGACUGUUAUUAGCUCGGAGGAUGAUCCAAAAAGACUUAAGGAAUAUAUCACCAGGCUUUACAAAUCUCUAAAGGAAAAGGGUAAAAGUCUUAAGUCUGCUUAUGCAAAACUCGAUUCGUUGAAUAAUGAAAUCAGUCAAGAGAAGACGAGGUUAGUUGACAUAGAAGAUGAAAACAAGUCACUUCGAGAUCAAAUGCAAGGAAUGGCUGAUCAAUUAGCGUCCAAAGAGGAAGAGUUUAAACAGUGGCAAGCAAAAUUGGUUGAACAGACACAAAGAGAACGCGAUGUGCUAAUUGAAGAAAUGGAUGAAGAGCGUGCGCAGUUUAAAGAACGAAUCAAUCAACUUGAAGAUGCUUUAAAUCUCGCUAACGUAGAAAUUACAAGAUUAACUAUCGAGAUGACUGAUCUAACUAAUUCUCAAAAAAUGAGACGAUUGUCAACAACUAGUACGACAGAUAAGAAUAGGUCUUCCUUGGAUAUACUAUUUAAUGGCAAUAAUAAUAAAGAGGAUGAUCGAUACGAACUUACUAAACAAAUCCUAGAGAUCACACAACGAAGGAUAAGUUUGCAGACUGAACUCACAAUAUUAGAGGACAAAUAUGAUGAUUUAAAGGAGAACCAACUACUUCGGCAAGAAAAUGACUCCUUCAGGCAACAAUUCGGAAAGAAAAUGUUUAUGAGAUCUCUAGAAGAUGUCAAUCUAAACGAAUGA